Molecule: messenger RNA, 1765 nt
Organism: Capsicum annuum
Lineage: Eukaryota; Viridiplantae; Streptophyta; Magnoliopsida; Solanales; Solanaceae
Product: ninja-family protein AFP1
Exons: 2
Coding region: 453-1544 (363 amino acids)
Biological process (GO): signal transduction; response to abscisic acid; negative regulation of DNA-templated transcription
Cellular component (GO): nucleus
Source: RefSeq, a predicted model, not a curated record
UCAGUCGUACCCACGUGUCACCCUUCUUCCUUUCCAAUUUCAGCCACUUGUCCUCUGCAAACUGCUUUCUUUGUCCCACUUCCUUCCACACUCGAAUUCCAUGCCCCAUUUUCCUUCCUUCUUUCAUUCAUUUUUCAUUCUGUUAACUAUUCUUCUUGUUUUCUUCAUUUUACAGCCAUGACAGCCACCUUUUUGCUACCAACACAACAUUUUCUUGAUUGUUUAUGCUUCUACCAUCCAUUUGUACGACAUGUUUAAUUGAUUUUUAUGUUUAUUUUGUAAUUUUUCUUAUAUUCUUGGUGUAAAAACUUAAUCGUGAAGCAAAAAUGCAGUUAAAGAUCACAUAUUUUCAUCAGGACAUUUUUAAAUUGGAUUAUGGAAUGUUGAGAAUUGCAGAAACAUGUGAAAACAGUUAAGUUUGAUUUUUUUUUUUUUUGGUGUAUGGUUAUACCAUGGGUGAUGCAGAUGAUCAGAGGAGGAGAAGUAGAGUGGAGAUGGAGAAUCUUUCAUUGGAUACAAGCAGAUUUUCAAGGGAUUUAUUACAAAGAUUUAUGGGCACUUCAGAAAAAUCUGAAGCUGAGGAAGCAAGUGAGGAUAUAAAUGAAGAUGAGUUGAAUCUUGGAUUGUCAUUAGGAGGAAGAUUUGGUGUGGAAAAGAGCUCAUUGGUGAGGUCAUCUUCUAUAGCUGCUUGUUUGCCAACAAUUAGAGAUGAUGAUGUAGUGGCAUCAUCAUCAUCACAACCAGUGACUUAUAAUCCUAGCAGCUUGAUGAGAACUUCUUCAUUGCCAGUGGAAACAGAGGUAGAAUGGAGGAAAAGGAAGGAAUUACAGAGUUUGAGAAGGAUGGAGGCUAAGAGGAGAAGAUCAGAGAAAGUACAGAGGAAUUUCUUAAGAGGUACUGAGAAAUGUAUGGAAGAUGAAAAGAGAGGGACUGAUCAGAUGAAUUUGAAAGGCAGUAGAUUAAUGGAGAAGGAACAGUUCUUGGCUACUGCAAAAAAGUUUGGUUGCAAGUUGCCAACAUUGGCUGCUUUUGGGGCUGAUAUGGAAAUGACAAAAGGGAAAGAAAGCUACUUAGGUAGUAAAAUGCAAGAUAAAAGGAAUCAAGCAUCACAAGGGUCGAUGGAAUCCCAAGGUGGUUGUUCUUCAAGUAUAUCUGAAUUGGAAAGUAAACCUGCACUAGGAUCGGCUGAGGCGAGCCCUCCCAGUAUCCAAUCAUUAAAGAGAGACUUUGGAAGCAGAACACCAAGUGAGCAGGAAACUAGUCCAUCUAACAAGGUUGAUAAACCAAAAAGUCGAGUGCAGGAAACGGGGACAAAUGCAUUGGGGGACAUGCCAUGUGUUUUCACAAAAGGAGAUGGUCCUAAUGGGAGGAGAAUAGACGGUAUAUUAUACAAGUAUGGUAAGGGAGAUGAGAUUAGAAUUAUGUGCGUGUGUCAUGGAAGUUUUCUGUCACCUACUGAGUUUGUGAAGCAUGCUGGAGGCAGCGGCGUUGCUCACCCUCUCAAGCAUAUAGUUAUAAAACCCAAUCCUUCUCCCUUUAUAUGAGCACAAUGCAUGGUAAUAUAGCCUCUUUUGCAUAAUGUUGGAGGAGAGCAUCAUACAAUACAACAUGCAGAGCAGUAACCAAGACCUUUUUUUUCCUUACUUUUUUCUUUUAAUCCUUCUCAUCACGAGGAGUGAAGACUAACUUAUAUCUAUUUACUUGUGCACAUUUUAAUGAAAUAUGGGAGCAAUAGAACUUGACCAGUGUCGCAUGCUUGACCUUA